UAUCUGGGAUCUAGUGUUGGUCCAUGAAGCAGGAACUGCUAUGCUGCCGCGCCAAACCAUUCCAUUUCAUUUGAAAGCAGUGAGUUGAUUCUGUUUUCUUCUUAACAAACGUGCGCAACAGUUUUCUCGGAUAAUAUUUCAAAAUUUCCUACAAAAUCUUCGAUAUCUCUGAGAAUUUGAGAGUUGAGACUUUUCAAAAGUUUAGUGACUGCGCUCUCAUCACUUCUCUGCUUCUCUUUCUCUACACAUGGCGUCGCGGGGUUGGUUUUCUUUCCGAACAUUUUUCCCAUCGUUUCAGGGAGGGAUGAGGCAGCAAGUUGAUCCUGCGGCUCAUACAAUCAAGUCUCAUGGAGCCGCACUUGCAAGAAAUCACGUUCGUGAUUGGUUUAUAUUGGUGCUUCUCAUAGUAAUAGAGGUUGUCCUUUUUGUCAUUCAUCCAUUUUACCGUUUUGUGGGAAGGGACAUGAUGGAAGACCUUAAAUAUCCUUUGAAAGACAACACGGUGCCCGUAUGGGCUGUUCCUUUAUACGCGGUUCUGUUGCCAAUGGCCGUUUUCCUUCUCUUCUAUAUGCGCAGGAGAGAUGUUUAUGAUUUGCACCACAGUGUUCUAGGUUUGCUAUUUGCUGUUCUGAUCACUGGGGUCUUGACCGAUGCAAUAAAAAAUGCAGUUGGCCGGCCUCGGCCAGACUUCUUUUGGCGUUGCUUCCCCGAUGGGGUAGAGGCUUAUGAUAAAUGGGGAGGUGUGGUAUGUCAUGGCAAGGAAAGCGAUAUAAAAGAAGGACACAAGAGUUUCCCAAGCGGCCAUACAUCAUGGUCCUUUGCAGGCCUAGGUUUUCUCUCUCUGUACCUAUCCGGAAAAAUUAAAGCUUUUGAUCGCAAAGGACACGUGGCAAAGUUGUGCAUUGUGUUUCUUCCUCUACUUGUUGCUUGCUUAGUUGGAAUCUCUCGAGUGGAUGACUAUUGGCACCAUUGGCAAGAUGUAUUUGCCGGAGGUCUUCUAGGGCUUGUUGUUGCAACCUUUUGCUAUAUGCAGUUCUUCCCUGCGCCCUAUAAUGAUGAUGGAUGGGGUCCAUAUGCAUAUUUCCGGGCAAUGGAGGAAUCACGAGGCAACGCAAACAUUAAUCGUGACUCACCCGUUGUACAGGCCAUGGAGGAUAGGGUUAUGAAUCAAGAACCAAGGAGAAAUGGUGAUACCUUCACCCCUUACUCUUAUCAUAGCCCAACCUUGGAAGCCAUGGAAAUGGGACAGAAGUAAUCUUUAUGGUCACCGAUCCUCACUUUUGUGUAUACUUGUAAUAGAAUGAGGUUCUCUACACGGCAACAACACUAGAUUUAACAAACUAUCAACAUUGUGCAGCUUCUGUUGUUCAUGCAUUAUUAUUGGCACUGCCACUGUAAAAAUGAAACAUGGCGGCUGCUUUCCGCUGAAUAAUGGGUGAUUUUUUUUUUCUUUUUGUGUUUAAAUAUGGAAUCCCAUUCUGACCUAUAAAGGUAAAAAGAAUAUUUUAGAA
This is a messenger RNA of Cajanus cajan (pigeon pea), 1511 nucleotides long. RefSeq names its product lipid phosphate phosphatase 2. Gene Ontology annotation, biological process: phospholipid dephosphorylation; phospholipid metabolic process. Gene Ontology annotation, molecular function: phosphatidate phosphatase activity. Gene Ontology annotation, cellular component: membrane. The record is from RefSeq and is a predicted model, not a curated record. NCBI's taxonomy places the organism in Eukaryota, Viridiplantae, Streptophyta, Magnoliopsida, Fabales, Fabaceae.